Messenger RNA from Trichoderma asperellum CBS 433.97, 984 nucleotides. Its product is annotated as mitochondrial 37S ribosomal protein mS38. Lineage: Eukaryota; Fungi; Ascomycota; Sordariomycetes; Hypocreales; Hypocreaceae. The record is from RefSeq and is a predicted model, not a curated record.
AUGUUGCCUCUGUCGGUGCGGCGUGCGGUGGCCUCUGCUCCCCAAGGGGCACUCGCCGCGUCGGCUCCCAAGGUGGCAGCCUCGAGCUUCAUUUUGAACCGCCCCCAACGGCGAUUCUCCUCGUCAAAACCCUCAAGAUCCGACGAGCCCAACGGAAUCGCAGCUCGUCAGUCGGUACCAGCAUCAACAUCGUCUCGCGGAGAGGGCAAGGGCAGCAGAAAACGAAAGCCCAAGGAAUCGACCGACCGAGAUGCGGCCUUCAAGAAACUACCUAGCGUUCCCAGCACUCACCACAUGUCUCAAGAAGCCUUGAGCUUGUCUAGCUUCUUCUCGCUCCACCGUCCUAUUUCCAUCACACAGACCAUGCCCAGGAGUGUUACAGACGAGCACUUUGCGACUAUCUUUGCCCCUCGAACAAAAUCGAACAAGAUACGAGACACUGUAUCUACGCUUUCUGAUACCAUUGACCAGCUGGAAGGUCCCAUGGCUCAGGUGACAAUAGGCGGCCAAGACCAAGGUAGCGACGGUAUGCAGAGAGUUGAUGUGAAGAACCCUGAUGGUACUGAGUCGAGCAUCUACCUGCAAGUCGACACCAUGUCUGGAGAAUUCUUGCCUUUCCGCCCACCUCCGCUACCCGAAGUACAGCAAAGCGCUGAAGCUGAUGGAAUUGUUGCUGAGGCUGAGACUUUGGAAGAUUCUCACCACAGGGUGUACAAGGCCAUGUUCACCAUUGAGGAGUCAACAGAGCCCGACGGUCAGAUCAGGAUCAUUGCCCACAGCCCGCGAAUUAUCCAGGAUGGUCAGCCCCGGAGCUUUUUGGAGCGCCUGGCUCUCCGCCAACUGCGAUUUGACCAGACCCGUGGCAACCGUGACCUCUAUGCUAUUAGCGUCAAGAGACAACGAAAGCUUAAGAUGAAGAAGAAGAAGUAUAAGAAGUUGAUGAAGAAGACAAGAAACCUGCGCCGCAAGCUGGAUCGUACUUGA